Molecule: messenger RNA, 4121 nt
Organism: Pristis pectinata (smalltooth sawfish)
Lineage: Eukaryota; Metazoa; Chordata; Chondrichthyes; Rhinopristiformes; Pristidae
Exons: 4
Coding region: 210-4010 (1266 amino acids)
Source: RefSeq, a predicted model, not a curated record
CGGUAACCGGGAAAUUGGAAAGUUGUCUCUCCCUCUGCCCGGAUAAACUGUGUCGCAAUGUUUGUUUGAGCAACAGUCAGUUGCUCGGCUUGGCAGUGAAGCCGAUGAAGUGAGCGGCUCCGCUGCAGUUGAGCAGCGGGUCAGCCCAGUGCGGACACCAGGAGCGGCUCGGCUGGGCUCUCCCACCGUCCCACCUCUCAGCCCUCGGCAUGGAGCAGACGCAGGCGGGGAAGCAGCAGGAACAGCAGAAAGGCUUCAAGAAGAAAAUCAGCCGGGUUUUCCAACGCAGCAGGUCGACCGGAGAUCAGAGCGGGGAAGAUGCCCAGAGCGAGUGCAAGGAGUCGCCGGCUGCCAGCGGCAGGAGGAGAAGCUGGGGCUCCUGGCGGCAGAAGAAGAGGUCUCCGCAGCCCGUGCCCCCGACCCCGCUGCUGGUUGCAGCAGGAGACGGCCGACCCGCCCCUACAAGCAGCUUCACAUCUCUCCAAACCAAUGAUUGCAUUCAAGCUGAACAAGUCACACGAGACUCUAAGGUGGUGUACAACUAUAAUCAGAUAGCAGAUGCUAUUCAAAGCACAGAGCUGGAACCCAAAAGCCCAACUGGAAAAUCUACCAAGUUUCAAAAUAUUCGUUUUCCGAGCUCCGGAAAGGCAGAAGAGGGUAAAAGAAACCAAGUGCUGGAUUAUUUGGGAGGUAUUUUUAGUUCUGGUAGGAAAAAAACUUCGAAAAAAUCAUCUGCAGUGCCUUUAAGCCCUGGCAAUUCUGUUGAGGAAUCUCCUCCAGCAACAAAAGACUUAAGUUCUUCUGGGCAGAACUCCCCAAGUAACGUUCAGGAUUCAGGAUUUUCCCAAGACCAUCGGAGCGAAGGACUGAUUGAGACUGAAGUCCCUGACCAAUGUCUGGCAGAGAUAUCUCCAGGUUCUCCGGAUGAAAGCUGCCCGUCAGCUGCCUCCAGUGACCUGGGCCAGCAGACUGUAAGUUCACCUGAAACUAAGAAAGCCACGAUAAUUGAUAUCAGCCUGCAGAGCACAGAGAGAGAACCUGAGCCCAAAGGUGUUAGAGAGCAACUGUCUCCAGAGGUUGUGCAUAGUAACCCAACAAAAGAAGUUUUAAGUGAUGUGUCAAGCACAUUGGUAAAUAACUUGGAGACGUCGUUAUCAUCUGGCUGCACAGGUGCAAUUUUGCCAUCUAUUGACAGAACUGUAAAGGAAUGUGAAAUUGCUAAGCCCAAUGACACUUCUUUUAAUGAAAACAAAUCCCAGGACUCCCAACAACAGAAAGACAACAAAUUUGUAAAUAGUGACAGACUUACUGAAGGCCAGUAUGACUGCAAAAUUGAUGAUAAGUGUGUAGAUAUUCCAGCCAUAAAGGAAUACAUUUUGCCAAUAUCUGAGACUGUGAGAAUUGAGCAGAUAGCCAGAGUUGCUGAAAUUGACAUACAUGUUCCCAAAGUCGAAGUAAAUUCAAGUGUAAAAUUGUCAGAAGCAUCUGUUUCAUUGCCUGUUAACAGCAUUGGUGUGGAAUUGAAAGCAUUAGAAAAGCCAUUGAAAAAUGAAGAAAAUAAACAGUUGAACCAUUCCACAUUUCAAAGAGUUAAAAAGGAAAUUGGGAAUCCUACAAUUUCUGAAAAAACAUCAUUUACACCUGACUUGGCAAAGCAACAGAUUCCAUCAAAGAAAGACGAACUCACAGCAGGUGCUACUAAAACUAAAGUGGAGGAGACCGGGUCCUCUUGCAUAACGUGCAUCGGUGAAGAUACAGCAAACUUACUCAAAGUUGAGAGGCACUCAACAGAUAACCUAUCAGGAGAAAAUCUAAAUGGUUUAGUGGAACAAGAAUCAAAUACAGAUAAGCCUGUCACUAAUUCUCAAACUAAUGUAGGACAUUUUAAAAACACAGUGGAAAAGUUGGAUUUUCUGGAUUUAAAAUUUGAUUUAAAUACAGCAACUCUGGUGUCCUUUGAGAUGGAUAAAAAAUCACCCUCAGAUGGCAAACGAGGCGGAAGAAAGGGAAGAAAGAGGCGGUCUCUGAAAUCUGAUCAGUCUGGUCAGAAUACUGGGAUUGUAGAUACUAACACAAUUGAAGAAACUUUGAAAGAAAAUGAUUUUGAUGUAAAUGCGGUGAAGCUCCCACAGCAGUCCCCUGAAGUCCCAGUUAAGAUGUUGCCAUCACCAAAGCAAGGCACUUCUCCAUUGAUCCAUCGUAAAACAUUACCAAAAUCUGUUACAUUCACUGAAAAAUCUGUAGAAAGUGUUUCCAAACCAUUUGCAUCAAGAAAGAAGUCUUCACAAAGGGGAUCUUUCAGUCCAGAUAAUGAAAUAGAAUCUCCAGUAAAAGGUUCUUCAGAAAAGACAUCAAAUUCAGAAGCCCAGUUUGGAAGUUCUGUAUCUGUAAUAUCAUCACACAAAAGUACUCCAAUUCCUGGUCAGAAAGUGGAAAGAAAUAAUUGCAAAAGUUCUGAGGUAGCUUUUGUUGAUUCUACAAACAACGAGGCUUUCAACGUUUCUUUACCAGGUGCAAUCAUUGAUAAACUGGGUGAAAACACGAUCGCUUUGGAUUCUGCAAAUCAGAACAGUGAUGUUGAAUCAGUUAGCUGUAUAUCUAAUCAGCAAAGUGUGGGACACUUCAAUGUGAGUCAUAGUGUGAUUACACAGGAAUCUGGUGCUGACUCUGAAAGACUGAAAACUCAGAAAAUAAAAAACUCAAAAGGAAAAGGUAGCAACAAGAAUGUAAUUACUUCACAACCACAUUCCACUGUGACUACAAGAAUAAGACUUCCAUCAAGUGAAAAGGGAGAUGAAUCUGAUGCCCAGAGCAACCCCUCAAACCAGCUGGAGCACUGCACUGAAAUCAGAACUGAGGAAGAAGAGACCAUUAGAAUAACACUACCUAAAAAAAAGAGUGCCACAAGCCACCACACAGUUGACUUCUUUACCACUAAGGACCUGCCUUUGGCCUCUAACUCAAAUAAAACAUGUGUCGGCAGUCUAAAGAUUCAAAUACAAAACAAAUCUGCCAGGCGGACAGAUGGCACUUUAACCGUAAUUGGUAAAAGGCAGCCAAACACAUUAAAGAAUGUUGAAGCAGCUGCUGGAGUAAAGGUAGACACGAGACCUAAAACAGAUGAAAUUUCCAAAGUGAAAGCUGAUGAUACAAAACAUAUUUCUGAAGAAGGGCAUAGAAACGAAGGAGUGAAGACCGCAAGUGUCCAUGUUGAAAAUACAUCUUUAAAAACCUUUGAUGAUAUGGAUGCUGGUAGCUCAGAAGCAAGUUGCUCACUUGAGACUGUAUCUUCAGCAUUGUGUGAACACAAUGAUAUGAAAAGCCAGUCAUCUUCUGUGGAUACGCAAACCUCUGAAACAUGUUUAACUGAAAUUGAGAAGGGUAUCACCUCAAAAAGUACUAAAAGGCAAGAGGAACAUCUAGAUUCAGCUGUCGUUCCUCUUGUUCCAGCUGUGCCUUCGACUGGAGCAGAAUUGAAAAGUGGAGAAAUGGAAGGAAAGGCCACAUUGCUUCCAAGUGUACUGCUGUCUGAAAACAGGAAAGAAGCCUUGACCAACAGAGUUAAUGGGAGUAAAGCCAUUAUGGCUGAAGAAAAUCCUGGGCUUGGUCAGCAAAAUACACCUAAAGUAGAAAAUCAAGAUUUUGCAGUUAAGGACACAGCAAUGCCACAGAAAGUAGAAGCACCCACAGCUGUAUUGUCUGAUAAGGACAAGAAUGAAAGCCUUGAUCUUAACCAAAGGGGGAGGUCAAGUGAUGUAAUAGUCGGAACUGUAAUAUCUGCACAGCAGAGUCCACCAACAUCUCAAUCAAUGGAGGAUGUAGCUUUGUCUCAGGGUUCACAGGCUUCUAAAACCAUGUCUGAAAUUGAGGAGAAAAGCACAGCAAAAACUGCUAAUGAGAGACCUACUGACACAGGUAUUACAGUAGGUAAGCUUGUUCACAGAGUUCACCAGUGUUGCAAAUUAGUGAUGGCAAGCAAAGAGCUCAUCUCAGUCCAAAGAAAUGUUUGAAAAACCUGAAUCUGAAAUAAAAACAGAUACAAGUGCCAGCUGUGCUAUUGAACAGCAGGAAUGCUUGGUACUUCAGCAGUUGAAGAUGCCUCAACUCGUAAAGUUAAGUUC